Messenger RNA from Cannabis sativa, 1036 nucleotides. RefSeq lists its product as uncharacterized. NCBI's taxonomy places the organism in Eukaryota, Viridiplantae, Streptophyta, Magnoliopsida, Rosales, Cannabaceae. The transcript has a single exon. Bases 1 to 837 code for a protein of 278 amino acids. The record is from RefSeq and is a predicted model, not a curated record.
AUGCAGACAGUAGAAUACUUAAUUUCGCUUGGGGGAGUAGAGAAAGGUACGUUAAAUCGCAAAAAUGAGAGAGCGUGGGAUCUUGUAAAUCGCCUUCCAAUGACCGAGAAUAGAAAGAAAAUCGAAAAGGCAAUGGGUAUUACGAAAAGUAAGCGAUUUACGUAUCGAUGGAUUCUUGAGCGCCUGGACGACUACAAAGGAGAAUGGCUAAAAGAGAUGAGGGGAUCAAUCAUGGUGGUGGCCACCGUUAUAGCAACGAUGACGUUUCAAACGGCCACCAACCCACCAGGUGGCGUCUGGCAAGAGACCUCAAACAGCCACGUGGCGUUCGAUGGGUAUGUUUACUUUGACUGCGACGUAAAUAUAUGUAUAGCUGGAACGUCGGUGCUGGCUCAUGCCUGGGAAUCUCACUAUCUCCAAUUCAUUAGAUAUAACAGCUCGGCUUUUAUAGCUUCGCUAAGCGUUAUACUUUUGUUAAUUGGAGGACUCCCUCUAAAGAGCAAGACUUGCGUUUGGCUCUUAACUAUGGCCAUGUGUGCCACUUUGACGUUUAUGGCUCUUACUUUUCUCAAGGGUAUGUACAUAGUGACUCCUUAUCAUAUUGCACAUACCAUAAAUAGGAUCUACGACACGUCGUUUAAGAUGUGGAUUGGGUUGCUCGCUAUCAUCGGUGUGGUCCAUACUAUAAUCUUUCUCAUUUCUCUCUUCAUCUAUCAUACAAAUUAUGAAACUUCCAAUAAUAUUAAGUUGCGGAGGACUGCCUCAGUACAUGAUCACGACACUACUUCUUCUGGCCGUAAUGAUGAUAAUGAUUCGGUUGCUUUAGUAAUGGCCUAAUAAACAAAAAUAAUACUAAGUUCGUACGUACGUUCUACCUACCCCAACCUAGCUAAUAUAUAAUAUAUGUGUGUACUACGUUAUAUAUGCUUUACCAUGUGUAAUAAUCAGUUAUAUUUUGAGCGUGUUUUCCUUCCUAUUAUAUAUAUAUAUGUAAAAGUUUGCUUGAUAAUAAAGGGGCUGGGUGAUUAAUCUAUUG